UGUCCUCACCAAAGAAUUGGUUCAUCAAGGUAUGUCUGCACUGAAGCAUUUAUCGGUUGAUGUUGUGGACACUAUGGUUACCUUUUUGGCAGACACAGAAUAUGGUGAUCUCUCUAAGUAUGGAAUUUAUCGCCCCAAAAAGGGACCAUUCUAUCUUAAGGGUGUUAUUGGAAGGUCUCCGGUUAUCGAUGUCGGAACCAUUGCAAAGAUUAAGGAUGGGGCAAUUAAGGUAAUUCCUUCUCAUAUAACGGGAAUUGAGAACAAGAAAGUCAUCUUUGGAAACAAUAAAGUAAAAGAGUUUGAUGCGAUCGUGUUUGCUACUGGCUAUAGAAGCAUAGUUAAUACGUGGCUUAAGGAUUACAAAUAUGUUCUAAACGAUGAGGGGAUGCCAAAAAAUGAAUUUCCAAAUCACUGGAAAGGUGACUAUGGAUUGUAUUGUACAGGAUUGUCAAAAAGAGGCUUAUUUGGAGUUAAAAUGGAUGCUGAAGUUAUUGUCAAUGAUAUCAAUCAAACUCUUAAGUUACAUUAGAAAGUAUCUUUCCUACGAGUCUCUUGCAUAUAAUUUCCAUAAAUGGGAUUAUAAUAUAUUAGUUAUGAUGAAUAUAUUUUUAAUUUCAUGUAUUAUAUUACUACAUGAAAACUAAAGGGCUAUGGUAUUUAAAUUCAUCAUAUAAUC
Messenger RNA from Cajanus cajan (pigeon pea), 676 nucleotides. Its product is annotated as putative indole-3-pyruvate monooxygenase YUCCA10. Gene Ontology annotation, molecular function: NADP binding; flavin adenine dinucleotide binding; monooxygenase activity. The record is from RefSeq and is a predicted model, not a curated record. NCBI's taxonomy places the organism in Eukaryota, Viridiplantae, Streptophyta, Magnoliopsida, Fabales, Fabaceae.